AGUUAUCAGUUGACUAAAGCACUUUGAAUUGCUUGUGCGCGCUAACUUCGUCUGUACUUAAAAUAAACUAAACAAAUCCUAAACAUAAAAAUGGCUUUCUUCAAAUCCUUGGUAUGCUUGGCUGUAUUAGGUGUUGCCUCCGCUGGUGUUUUACACCAUGGCGGACAUGGCCCUGCUUUGUAUGCUGCUGCACCAGCAGUCUAUGCAGCACAUGGUCAUGAUGAAGGAUUGGACUAUCAUUCCUAUCCUAAAUACCACUACAACUACGGUGUAGCUGACUCUCAUACCGGUGAUGUUAAGUCACAACACGAAGUCCGCGAUGGUGAUGUAGUCAAAGGCUCAUACUCCUUGGUUGAACCUGAUGGUUCAGUGCGCACCGUUGAAUACACUGCCGAUGACCACAAUGGUUUCAAUGCUGUUGUCUCCAAGAGUGCACCAACCAUCCAUCAUGCCGCACCAGCCUAUCAUGCUGCUCCAGCACUUGUUGCUCACGCUGCACCAGUCGCCUAUGCUGCACACACCGCACAUGCCGGUCCAGUUGUUGCCGCACAUGUAGCCGCCGCCCCAGCUGUGCCAUAUGCCUCAGUUGCGCAUCAUGCCGCCUAUGCCGGUCAUGGUCAUGGUCUUGGCCACUACUAAACUGCCACAAAAUCUAUUCUUAAAUUAUUUAAACUCUAAUUAAAUAAAAACAAAAAGUAGAAAAAAAACUAAAAAAAAGCAACAACGAGGACGAAUUAAACGACGACUUUAAACACACAAAACUAGUGAAAGAGUAGCAGGCGUGCAAUGCAAUUAAAUUGUCAAUGGAUCCAUGUCUAAAGAAGAAAUCGAUUGGAGAAAUUAGUGAAACGAUUUUGUGCAGUAAAAGUGAAUUAAGUCAUUUGUAUCUGUUGAACUAGUUAAAGUAGCCUGUAUUAUAUUUUCUUCCUCUCCACUGCCGAACUAUGUAACUUUUGUAUAUAAUUUAAAUAAUUUAAAGCUAGAUCUCUUCUAUAAACUAAUAAGAUCCUUUCAAAUCCUACUUCCAUAAUCUGACUAUUCACAGUCACUCUAACUAAUAAUCAAGUCCUGAAAGUCCUUUUUUUAUUGAAGUGUUUAUGUUCCAGUAUUUACUUUAACUACACUUUUUAGUAUUCAAUGCAAUUUUAUUGCAACACUGCCACGCGUCUCUUGUCUGUAUUUGCCACAUAAAUACAAAACUUAUACUCACAAUGUACCUUUUAGAAUACUCUUUCUCUCUUCUCACUCUUCUACUCGCCCACUUGCAUCGCCUAUCUCAUACAUUUGAAAGAAUAUUUUUAAUAUUUUGCAUGUGUUGUAAGAAAUACGACCGCCCAUUAACUUGCCACACCCAUUUACAUACCGAUUGCGAAUUGUUGAUGGUCUUGAAAAAAAAA
This is a messenger RNA of Teleopsis dalmanni, 1397 nucleotides long. It is a transcript of the gene Cpr62Bc, whose product is annotated as cuticle protein 7. Bases 91 to 639 code for a protein of 182 amino acids. The record is from RefSeq and is a predicted model, not a curated record. Lineage: Eukaryota; Metazoa; Arthropoda; Insecta; Diptera; Diopsidae. Gene Ontology annotation, cellular component: extracellular matrix. The transcript has 3 exons.